Glarea lozoyensis ATCC 20868 is the source of this 5817-nucleotide messenger RNA. Its product is annotated as Protein kinase-like (PK-like). The transcript is spliced from 8 exons. Gene Ontology annotation, molecular function: 1-phosphatidylinositol 4-kinase activity. Lineage: Eukaryota; Fungi; Ascomycota; Leotiomycetes; Helotiales; Helotiaceae. Gene Ontology annotation, biological process: phosphatidylinositol-mediated signaling; phosphatidylinositol phosphate biosynthetic process. The record is from RefSeq and is a predicted model, not a curated record. Gene Ontology annotation, cellular component: cytoplasm; plasma membrane. The coding region runs from base 1 to 5817 and encodes 1938 amino acids.
AUGGCGAACGCUUCGUCAAGCAUACGUCUCAAGGCGCUGCAGAAACUUGCAGCGCUUUCCGCUACGUCACCCGCAACGUCCUACGAGAAUUCCGAUUUAGACAGACUGUCGAAAAGAUACGCAGGUCAUAGCAAUUUAAAUGCUAAUUCCAAUGGCCAUGCAAAAGGUGGACGGUCAUUGGCGGGGUCCCCAAUGAGUAUUCAAGAAUUCGAGGUUCUUUUGGCAUUAUGCAAAGCAGCCCCUCUAGUCCGCGAUGCUCAUAGCGCCGAGAAACUCAUGGGACAACUGUUCCCGUAUAUACUCGAAGCUCACUCUCAAGUCUUUGAACCCUCCCCGUAUUUCCGCGCCGUAGAACCGUCACCGAUCGAAGCACUGAGUUAUAACCUCACUACCGCCCUUUUGACCUUGGGAAUUAACCACCCACAUCUCCGUGACACGAUCUCUGAGAAGAUAUGGGGAUAUUUGCGCCAAUGUGUAGACGCAGCAAAGGCUAUCUCUCCGGCACCAGCUCUGGACUCAGAUGAUGGAAGCGCUGCUGAAGUGGACGAAGCAGUGAGCGUGACUACACUGACCAUUACCGUACUUGGAUUUCUGGAUGCUGCUGCAACUCAUGCCAACUUCUGGACCCCGCAUGACAGGCUUUUGUUGAUUCAGCGCGUGAAAGGUUUUCUCUCGGAAGAAUUUUUGGUAGCUGUCGAAACAGCUUUCUCCACUAUCCGAAAUUCUCACACCCUCCAUACGCAUUCAAAAGAGUGGAAAAGAUAUGUAAAGCACUACGCUGCUGUAGGCCGACCUCUUGGAGCAAUGAUAUUGCAAAGAAGCUUCAUGUGGCUUCUUGUUGCCGUAUCCUCCCUCUUGGUCGCUGACGUGCAGACUCUUCGGAACAACGAUAUUCUCAAUAUUCAUAUGACUAAUACUAAUGGAUUGAAUACCCUUCAGGCCCAGGAGGUCGAUUUUGAUACAGUCGAGAUUAUGGCUGACAUAGCCUCUGAUGAGAUGAGUCUUCUAGAGGAUGGCGCUGACUACCUUCGUCUGGGCUCGACUUGGCAGCAACGCUUAGCGUUUUCGGUGAAAGCAGGUGCUCUGACGAGUUAUCUGAAUUGCUCUUUGUUGAAUGAAGAUGCUGCCGAUGUUGAUGCUCUCAUGGCAUGGCUUGAGGAUACCCUCGCCGACCCAGCACAAAUGGCUGACGAGACGUUGGCUAGCGUAGUUCUUCGCUCCCUAGCUCUGAUAGCAAAACUAUCUCCUGGACUUGCUUCUAACAUCAGUCGUCUUCUCCCGAGAUUUAUUGUACAGGGAAGUCCACGUGGCGACACUAUUGCUCUGGCAUCGAACUGUCUAGCUUUUGUGCUUCAGCUUUUGUCUCAAGAUUCUAUCAUAACUACGCUAUAUACUUUCGGUAAUGUUUUGAGCUCUACUUCGACCGCUGAACGCGCCCUAGGUGCUGGUGCCCUCGGGGAUUUUGCGGCCGACGGAACCGUGAAUCCAAACUUUUAUAAUGGCAAGCAAUCUACAGGUAGUAGUAUAUCUUUACCUACUAGUGGCGACGAAGAGACUUCGUAUGUCUACGGUAACGUCGUGCAAGCUAUCUGCGGUAUUGCUAGCAGUUGCAAGGAUGCAAAAAUCAUUGCUCUUGCACAGUCGAUGCUAUUGCAAAAAUUAGGCAAAGUCAAUAAAACCACAGACGCACGAAUCAUCAAAGAAGCUGCUAGUCUUGCCUUGAGUGGUGGACCUCUCGAGUUCCGAACUCUUUUGAAAGUCUAUGCCAAAGUCACGCAGGACUCAGGGACUACCAAUAGCGAUGUGCUGGUAGACGCUGUUCUUCAAGCUCAAAACUUUCUUUCGUCCUCUUUGCAGAAAGACACACCUCUUUACGAUAUCUACCUUGAGGAUCUGCUCGAAGCGAUUGUAAGUAAGGGUGACGUCCACCAGUCGCAAAACAACCGAGAGGCAGAUGUUGAGGUCGCUGCACGGGAUAUCGGUCACCUAUUGCAGCCAGUCGCAAUAUUGAUGUCCACGAAUAACAUGAUAUCGGAUGAUACCAUCAGCGAGGACGUUCUGUCUCUUUUUAGAGAUGCGUGGUACAAUAUUGCAGUUCAUGGAUUCGCACCGAAUACAGAACGCGGUAAAAAGUACAUCAAUGAGUUGCGUGUUAUGGCGACCCACUCGAGGCCCUUGGUUGGGGAGCAGAGAGGGGAGCAAGUGGAAAGUGACAUUGAGCUCAAUACUGUGCUGCGAAGAGGAAUGAGUGGAGAACACGAGGCAAUGCAAAAGAAAAGACUGGCUGCGCUCCUACCGAAUAAAGCUUCUGACAUUCGCAGUCUAAGCUAUCGAAAAGUCGUUUUCUUACAAGCUGCAUAUCUAGUAGAAACACUACGAGCAAGUACCGGAGACUGCACUAAGGCACUGAUAUACUUCAUAGAGCCCAGCAUGCGGAAGGGUGACAUGAGCAGUGCAAUGGAGGGCAUUACUUCUGCAGUGGUUGACUCCUAUCUCAAGAACACUCUGAGCGCUACAAACCCGUUGUUUUCUGCACCAUAUGUCGCGAACCAACUUGCAAAGAUCUUUACAGGCUGCUGCUACAGAAUUGAACGUAUUCAGCAAGCAGCAAUGCUGUGUGCGGACCGUGUUAUUCAGGAGGUGCCAUCGGCUCUUUGUCAAAAGUCCUCAUUGUUCGCCCUUCUUGAGCUGUUGACAAUAAUGUGGUCCAGUUGCCUUGAAGCCGAAACCGAUGAAUACGAAUGGAAAUCGUCAUUUACUUCUUCUCGUGGAAAAGUUACCGUGGAGCUGUCUGACGACUAUGCGUUACGGAGGCGCACGUUGAACAACCUUUACAAGAAAGCCAAAGUCUGGGUAUCUACAGUGAUCAGUAUAGCUCCACUUGAUGUUAAGGGUCUCUUGCAGACAUAUCUAUCCGAAUUCAACGACGAUGGAGCCUAUGGCCACAUAUCACUAGGCCGUUCUUUUGCUUCAGAGAUGGGUUCCACAAUUCCAAGUACAGAUCAACGACUUGGAGCUCUCGACCGCCACGGAGAUUGUAAUAUCAAUACUGCUUCUGACUUUAUCGCUCAAUAUACCACACGGCAGGAGUAUCGUUACGCAGAAGCUCUACCCGAUCACGAUGCAGAAUGGCUACACGUUAUGCAUUUAGGAGAAAGACGCGAUUCAGCCGCGUCAGGGUCAGGAAAACAAGGCGAAGAUGCAGUAACAGUUCUAGCCCAUAUCGAGAGCCGUACACUUCGACGCAAGUUCAUUCCUAUCAACGAGCUCCGUGACAUUCUUCGCAGAGCAGCAGCCUUGUUGUGUAGGAGCAAGAAAGAUGAAUGCGCCAUCGUCCACCAUCUUGUUGCUAUUCCUUUUGCCAUCUUUACCAAGCAGUCUAUCAAACUUGGAAUAUCGCUGUGGCUUGGAGUCAUCAACGAGAACCCACGCAUGGAGCCUCGGAUAUUGAUGGAAGUUGCUCAGCAAUGGGAGUUGACAGUCAACAAGAAGCUUGGGAUCUUUCACACGUCCUUCCAGCACCCUGAUCCAUUCUAUGUCAAGGGAGAAUUCGCUCCAAGUGACAGGGACGCGCUUUCCAAGCGCCAACAAGCAGCUCACAACCUGCUACAGCCACAUAUGAGACUGUUGCAAUUUUUGGAGAGUCACUUCAACGCAGGUCGUCUAGGAAACCCUCAUUCUGAGAAGUGUUUUCUGCGUUUGUUGAACUUGACUUUGGACGGCUUAAAGCACUCUACCGGGCAUCCCCUUUCAAGAGAGAUAAGGCUGCACAUUAUCCUGUUUGGUCUCAAGGUGAUGCGGCAUGUUACCUCGCUCGAUUUUCAUUCUAGAUGUCUUCUUAAGGACAAGAUCUUGUCUGCGGCUCUGAACUGGUUCAGUUUUGCGCCGAGAUGGUCGUUCGGUGGAAACAGAGUUCAAGUGAAGGCAGAAAUCCGACUUCUCGGCGAUGUUUCACUGGCUUUGAAGAAUGUCCAGAUAGUCGCGAAUACACAGACGUCACUGUCGAAAUCUAUAUCAAACAAAGAAAACCUACUCUCCGCUUUGAUGGAGAGCGAGCUGAUUAGACUGAAUGUUUGGUUGCAUCCAAUGGGCGAUGUAACAGGCGUUCCUUCAAAAGGGCCGGCCGAGGCUACUAUUGUGGGUUUGAUCAGAACUGCUUGGAACGAAAAUCCUUCUUUAGCAAUCCAACUAGUCACACGAUUCCCGUCAGCUCGACUUCACAAGGAGGUUCGCUGGCUGCUGCUCAAUUUCCCAGAUAAAGCUCUCUCCGAGCCAGAGGCAGUACAACUCCUUCUUGGUGGCAGCCUUCCAGCGGAUGUCUCAUUUCAAUUGAAAUACCUUCUAUACUGGGCUCCAGUCAAUCCCAUCACCGCUGUGACGCUUUUCCUCCCAGCAUACCGUAAUCAUCCGUUCAUAUUACAGUAUGCCAUGCGGGCGUUGGAAAGCCAUUCCGUUGAUGUAACCUUCUUUUACGUGCCUCAGAUUGUACAAACCCUGCGUUAUGAUGCUCUAGGUUAUGUGGAGAGAUAUAUCAUCGAGACGGCCAAAUUCUCUCAGCUCUUUGCUCACCAAAUUAUCUGGAACAUGAAAGCAAACGCCUACAAGGAUGAGGAUUCCCAGAUUCCUGAUGCUGUCAAGCCGACACUGGACAAGGUAAUGAACCGAAUGAUUGAAGAGUUCUCUGGAGAUGAUAAAAUAUUCUACGAGCGAGAAUUUACCUUCUUCGAUGAAGUCACCAGUAUAUCUGGCAAACUCAAGCCUUUUAUCAAACGCCCGAAACCAGAGAAAAAGCAGAAAAUCGAAGAAGAAUUGAGGAAGAUCAAAGUCGAGGUUGGCGUUUACUUGCCGAGUAAUCCGGACGGAGUUGUGAUUGGCAUCGAUCGAAAAUCCGGCAAACCUCUCCAGAGUCACGCGAAAGCUCCAUAUAUGGCAACAUUCAGAAUUCAGAAGAGUAAAGGCGCCUUGGAGAGCACCGAUGAGAUGCUAGAAGAAACGACCAAAAAUGGAUCAGUACCACAGGACAACACCAUUGAGAUUUGGCAGUCAGCAAUUUUCAAGGUUGGAGACGAUUGUCGCCAGGAUGUUCUGGCACUACAGAUGAUCGCAGCCUUCCGGGGUAUUUUCAACAACGUUGGUCUUGAUGUUUACGUCUUUCCAUAUCGUGUUACUGCAACAGCUCCAGGUUGUGGAGUCAUCGACGUUCUUCCAAACUCAAUUUCUCGUGACAUGGUUGGACGGGAGGCCGUGAACGGACUCUAUGACUAUUUUGUUUCAAAGUAUGGCAAUGAGGAUUCGUUGAGAUUCCAGGAGGCUAGAAGCAAUUUCGUCAAGAGUAUGGCCGCAUACUCAAUUAUCUCCUUCUUGCUUCAAUUCAAAGAUCGUCAUAAUGGUAACAUUAUGAUUGACGACGCCGGUCACAUUCUACAUAUAGAUUUUGGUUUUUGCUUUGAUAUCGCUCCUGGUGGCGUCAAAUUCGAAAGAGCGCCAUUCAAACUUACAACUGAGAUGGUCUCUGUCAUGGGCGGAAGCACGGAUCAUCAAGCUUACAAGUGGUUUGAGGAGCUUUGUAUCAAGGCUUUCUUAGCUUCAAGACAGUACAUCGAAAAGCUUUCUCAACUCGUUCUGUUGAUGAUGGACUCUGGAUUACCGUGUUUCAAACCCGAGACCAUUCAGCACUUUAAAGAGCGGUUUGUGCCAGAGAAGAGCGAAAGGGAGGCAGCUGAUUUCAUGAGAGGUUUGAUCAAGAAGUCGCAGAGCAGUUACUCCACUGGUGUCUAUGACCAGUUCCAGCUUCUGACGAAUGGUAUUCCCUACUAG